AUGCGGAGGAGGAGCAAGGACUCAUCCAUCCUCGUAUUCGAUACUUCAAGCUCUCACCUCAAGCCGCAAACUCGCAAGUCGCAGUCGCCUAAGCCCGAGAAGGUCCUCGCCACCGUUCUACCAAGACAUCGGUACACUACGCGCGCUGUCACCAAUGCAAAGUUGCGGGGGCAACUACACAUCGCCGCGCAAGCCGCGCAGAUCAAGCGUGACACACAACAGACGUCGCGGAGUAGGAAGAACCGGGCCGUACGCAGCUCCAACACUCCAGAUGCGGAGCACUAUGCCCGUCGACUCGCCCUCCUCCCGAGCGCUAGGCGCAAGCCCUCCGUGUCUCCUGCUAAGAAAGUCAGCUUCGCUCCCCCCGACGACCGUUCUGAGACCGGAUCGGCCGACGGUCGAGCGGACGCUCGCGUCAAACACGAGAACGACGAUUCCAGCGAUGCGGCAACCGACGCCGACGGUGACACCGAUAUGGGCGACGACGACCGCGGCGAGAUCGACGACGUCGACGCACGCAACCGCGAACCGCGGCGGGUGCCCAUCGCCCGCAGGAGAGGCAUGGUGGGCGACAACCCCUACCCCCUCCCUGGGCCACAGGCUGGUCCAGUCAACCCUGGACUGAACCCGCAGAUGUACCACGGCCACAUGCCGGGGAUUGGUUUCUACGGCAACCCAUUCCUUGGGCAGGGGUUUGAGGGACCUUACGGCAUGGGCCCACAACAGCCUUUCUUCGGGGAGUAUGGUCAGGCCCCGAUGCUGCCAUUCGGCGCUGCCAUGGUGCAACCCUUCGGAGGCGUCAUGAACCAUCAGGCAAUGGGUGCGGGCUACCACCCUUACGGGGGCGUGGCGAACCAGCAGUUCAUGGGCAUGGGGAACCAGCAGUACCGAGGCGCGCCGAACGACUAUCUAUUGGGCGCAGGUUACCAGCAGGCGAUGGGCGCCGCCGGAGUCCCACCGUUCGUAGGGGCAGGCUACCAUCAAUUCGGCGUAGGGAACCAGCAGCCCAUGGGCCUAGGGAACCAGCACUACGUGGGCGCGAACGGCCUGCCGAACAUGGCUGCCGCGAUCAACCAGCCCUUCAUCGACGCGGGCAACCAGCAGGUCAUGGGCGCCGACAACGGUCUGUUCAUGGGCGGCAUCGGCCAGGACGUCGUGGGUGGCGUCGACAAUGCUUGGCUAGACGAGCUGCUCGGCGCCGCUGCGCCAGAGAUGCAAGAAGCUGGCCUGGACUUGAACCACAACGCGAACGACGAACCCGGGGUGUUCCAAGCAUUGCUCGCCGAUGCCAUCCCCCCGCCCGACUUCAUCAACCAAGGCGCAGUCGCCCCUCCCGUUGUGCCCCUCCCCGAGAACGCCCGACCGCCUUCACCUCCGUCUAUCGCUCAAGCUCUUGGAGGCGAUGUCCAGCCGCCCGCCGGCCCCGCGGGCUCGCAGAACCUGGCGGACGUCCAACCGCCGGUAGCGGGUCCUUCGAACUCGCAACAAGUGGCUGCCAACGCCCCGUCGCCCGCCGUAUCUCCGGCCGCCCUGACUCCCACAGAGGUCGACCAGUCUCAGGCAGGAACGCCGGCGUCGCAAAGCCAAGAGAGCGAGGAAGAGGACGUCAACCCGAGGGGCCGCAGGGAGUCCACUGAGCCUGUGUACUCCGAGGGGGGUUCGCCGGAAGACUAUCAAGAGGAGCGUAACAUCUCGGAUGCAGCGCGCACGUUCGACUUCGGGUCCCGGGUGCCAGAGGAGCCGCAACAUCCUUACGGUCGUCGUUACAAGGACUCAAACGGCAGAUGGGUCGACGUCAUCUACGGCGUGCAACCCAUGACAGCAUGGAGGUAUAUGGACGAAGGCAGGAUGCCGGCGGACGUGAACCGCGUCAAGCGGAUGACUCGGGACACCUAA
This is a messenger RNA of Fomitopsis serialis, 1896 nucleotides long. RefSeq lists its product as uncharacterized. The transcript has 2 exons. Bases 1 to 1896 code for a protein of 631 amino acids. The record is from RefSeq and is a predicted model, not a curated record. NCBI's taxonomy places the organism in Eukaryota, Fungi, Basidiomycota, Agaricomycetes, Polyporales, Fomitopsidaceae.